AUGAUUUACAAGCCCAAGGCGUGGAGUAUCAGUUUUGAUCUGCUCUCGGUGGAUGAAGCUCUUUGUGAGAGCUCGGAUGGCGUCGGCAGUGUUUGUAUAUUUAUGGCUCAUUUGGAUCGCGCUGUGGCAACUGGACAAAUAUUCGUGUGGAGGAUGAAGAAUCGGUCAGAAAGACAAAUUCUAUUAGAAGAGGUGUCUUUCAAGGACAGCCCAACUAUCAAAUGCUUGGCGAGGAUUGGAAUCGAUUAUGAGAGUAUCGAUCGUCAUGAGACGUUCACCUCUAUGGGAUUGGAUUCGCUACAGUGCGCCGAACUGGAGAUGGCAUUGCAGUCGGAGUUUCCCAGCUACAGUAUCCCAACUGGCAUCGCGAUGACGAAGAACACCGUCGAAGAAAUGGACACCUAUCUCAUGUCGUGUGUCGUUGCUUGUGAAAUCAAUAAUAAAGAUGACGAUGCUUAUUCGGGUCAUGUUCCUUUAUCUCCUCAGCAGAGGGGUUUGGUGUUUAUGAGUGAGCUUGAGCCGCUCACGAGGGCUCAAUUCAACGAGCCUGUGGUUUUCGCUAUGGAUGCUGCCAUUUUCGAUGAACGUCGAUUUUUGAGGGUCUUGAAUUCUAUAGUCAUGAGGCACUCCGUUCUACGCACCAAAUAUUAUGCUAAUGGCCAGACUAUACUUUCUGGCACGGGAGCGUUCUUCACCUGUAGAAAAUCGUUGAUGGAUCCGCAAAUUUUCGUCAAGGCCCCCAUGGAUAUAAAAGAUUCCAGUAUGCAUGUUGGUGGUAGCCACUCAGUGUUCGCGUUGUGGUCGUGCCUCGUUCUUCCACCUAUCGCAAUGAUGCCAUCAAUCACAAUCAUUAUGCGGAAACAAUACGCGGACUAUGCCAGGCAUACAGUUAGUUUCAAUCACAACGAAAGGUUGGCGAAGUGGCGAGAGAAGUUGAAUGGCAGAGAAUUUCAACUUCUACCAACUGAUAAAUCGAGAACAUCCAAGAGAACAUACAACGGGGGUUUCACUCAGAAGGAAAUACCGACAGCCCUGCAGAGAUCACUGAGGGAACUCCGGCAGGCAGCCAAUUGCACAAACUUUUGCAUUUUACAUGCUGUUUUACAGUUUCUCAUUUACAAACUGCGGCAUAUCAGAUUUCCCGAUAGUUUCCAUCCACUUAAGACAAAGGCAUACGUUUUCAAAAAACCCCAAAAACUGUUGAAAGCUCUAGAUCCGUCAUGUACGAUAGUUCAGUAUCUGAGCCGAUUGUCAGCCGCAAUUGCCGAGGCUAGGAGUACAGAUGUACCGCUGGAUGUACUCGUUAGCGAUCUGAGCAUUGAGCGGGAUGACAAUGUUCUUCUCGUUCUGGACAACGUUCAGCCACCCCCUUCUGAAAACGGCAUUGUCCUGCUCGACUGUCCUACACAAUUUGCAAAGUACGAGCAAACAUGGUAUUUUCGGACGGAUGGCAAAUCAAUCAAUAUCUGCGUCGAGUAUAAUCGCGACUUAUUCCGACCACAAACAAUGGAAAACCUUGUUGAUCGAUUUUUUUCAUCCUUAAAACAUUCGGGAAACUAUCUCCAGGCUGUAGGCUCAAGGAUAUUGCAAUAA
Molecule: messenger RNA, 1593 nt
Organism: Ostertagia ostertagi
Lineage: Eukaryota; Metazoa; Nematoda; Chromadorea; Rhabditida; Trichostrongylidae
Source: the annotation of a GenBank genome assembly